UUUGAGAGCAGGGGAUUUAGAGACUUUGGGGAUUUAUGAGUUCAGAGAGAAGGAGGAGGAGGAGAGAGCAGAAGAGACAGAAAGGUCAGCAUCUUGCCUGCUGAAGUUAGUUACAUUAUAGUCAGAGCUGCGACACUAGCAGAGAAAACGGGAAGUUUUCUCAACAGGCUUUGAAUCCAUCAGUGGGAAAGGGUGGAAAAGAGGAAGACAGUCAAACAAACGAUCUCUGAGAAAUAAGCAGAACCUUCAGUCUUGCAGUAUUGAGGCAUCAUGACACAGCAGGUCAGCGGCUCACCGUCCCUCAAGCCCUUCUUCCUGAAGACGCCUGUCAGAGUGGUCAGCCCUCUGCGACAAAGACGACACACGCUCCCCGCCAGCGAGUUCAGGAACCUCACGCCACAGGACGCUAUCAGUGUGUUUGAGAUCGAGAGAGAAGCAUUUGUCUCUGUGUCUGGAGAGUGUCCACUUACCCUGGAUGAGGUGCUUAACUUCGUUAGUCAGUGCCCUGAGCUUUCGCUGGGUUGGUUUGAGGAGGGGCAGCUUGUAGCUUUCAUCAUCGGCUCUGGCUGGGACAAGGAGAGGCUUUCACAAGAGGCUAUGACUCAGCACGUCCCAGACACCCCCACUGUGCACAUCCACGUGCUGUCGGUGCACCGUCACUGUCGCCAGCAGGGCAAGGGCUCCAUCCUCUUGUGGCGCUACUUGCAGUACCUGCGCUGCAUGCCGGGCCUCCGCCGAGCUCUGCUGAUUUGCGAGGACUUCCUGGUGCCCUUCUACCUCAAGGCCGGCUUCAAAGAGAAAGGGCCGUCAGCCAUCUCCGUGUCCACCAUGCACUUCCUCGAGAUGGAGUACACGCUCGGUGGGCAGGCAUACGCAAGACGGAACAGCCGCUGGUAGUCCCUCAGAAAGCCCUAAGCUGCCCUUACUCUGCUUACUCACCUCUAAAAUGGACUCAGGGCAGAAAAAGAUUAAGAAAAAACAGCUGACAGACAGACAGAAGCACAGGGCCAGUAUUAACCAGUGGACUGGGUUCAGCAUACCAAUGUCAGCAGCUCACAGUAUCCCUGGACUCCCUGAACAAGGAGUAAAGGACUAUAUGUGCAGCCACAGGACAACAAGAGUGGAUUCACGUCCUCAUGCAAAGAAAUGAACCAGUGGCUUUGCAGAUGUAUAUCAGACAUCAAAUUAUAUUCCUUUUGUUACCAGUAGAAUAACAGCUUUGUAAUCUUAAAAUUAUUAUUUGUUUAAUUCACACUUCACGGUUUGUAAUCAAGGCAAUCAACAGAAAAUGUCAUAUAAAUGUAUUAAAUCUUGACUGACAUGAGUACUAAGUUCUAUUUUUGUAAACCACGUAAAUCAAAAAGUGAUGAAUUCAGUGUCAUUACUGUAAGAAAGUUUCAUUUGAGGACCUACAUACUGAUCUUGCAGCCACUUACAAUGCUUGAUUUGUCAACUGAAAAAUCUGUAGCAUAAAUUUUCUGUUUCUAUGUUGCUUAACUUGAAUAAAUUCCUCUUCAAAGAAAAAAGUCACAGACCAUUUUAAUUUGUAGAUUUUUUUUACUGUUGUUUUUUCAGUUACAUGUGAGUAGACAGGUAGCUAAAACACUACCGUGUUCAAAAACAAUCAUCACUUCUUGAGAAGCAAUAAACAAAUAAAAGAAAACAUUCGAGUGCUCAGCAUAAUGUAACAAAAAUAUGGCAGUAGUUGGUACAUUUAUCAACAAGGCACCAAAGGUAUCAAUAUUUGAUUUUCGUCCCUGCUUCUGUAUGAGGUUGCCUGAAUAAUAAUAAAACCUAUGUCUGGAGUGUGAAUGUAAAAAAAAAAUAAAAUCCUUCUCUCUGUACCAGCGCUGGUUUCUCUAAUUCCUGCCUCAUGUGUAAAGGGCAGUAGGGAGCUUUGAUGAGGUUCAGAAGUGCCAUACCUUUGUUUCACUGGACAGUGAAGGAGUGACAAUGACUGUCGGUGAACAGGGAGGUGAUUAAAGGAAGUUCUUAGGGUGAGUGGCAUAGGUAUUCAUACUGACAGAGUUUAAAAAAAAAAAAAACACAAGCAUAUUGUCAAAGUU
Messenger RNA from Lates calcarifer (barramundi perch), 2066 nucleotides. It is a transcript of the gene aanat2, whose product is annotated as arylalkylamine N-acetyltransferase 2. The coding region runs from base 271 to 897 and encodes 208 amino acids. Gene Ontology annotation, cellular component: cytoplasm. The record is from RefSeq and is a predicted model, not a curated record. Gene Ontology annotation, biological process: response to light stimulus; circadian rhythm. Gene Ontology annotation, molecular function: aralkylamine N-acetyltransferase activity. The transcript has 3 exons. NCBI's taxonomy places the organism in Eukaryota, Metazoa, Chordata, Actinopteri, Centropomidae.